Molecule: messenger RNA, 537 nt
Organism: Nannizzia gypsea CBS 118893
Lineage: Eukaryota; Fungi; Ascomycota; Eurotiomycetes; Onygenales; Arthrodermataceae
Product: mitochondrial 54S ribosomal protein YmL47
Exons: 2
Coding region: 1-537 (178 amino acids)
Biological process (GO): mitochondrial translation
Cellular component (GO): ribosome; mitochondrial large ribosomal subunit
Molecular function (GO): structural constituent of ribosome; rRNA binding
Source: RefSeq, a predicted model, not a curated record
AUGGCGGAAAAGAGUAAAUCAUCAAAGGGCCGACCUCACAUGGCCACAGGUGGAUCUUCUCGCGGCACAACGGUUGUAUGGGGCGAUUACGGGCUGCGAAUGGUCGACCAUGACCGAAGAAUGCCGGCAUCGUCAUUGAAGAUUGGAUUUGAAGCAAUUCAGAGACGUCUGAGAGGAAUGAAUUACAAACUAUACCCCAGGGUCAGCGCCAACAUUGGUGUUUAUACGAGUGGUAACGAAAUGCGAAUGGGAAAAGGAAAGGGUAAAUUUGAUUAUUGGGCUGCAAGAGUCGGUGUUAGUCGAGUUAUUUUCGAAUUGAAGGGCGAUAUACACGAGAAGGUGGCCAGGGAAGCAUUCAGACUGGCAGCUCACAAGAUGCCAGGAAUGUACGAAUUCGUCAAGAAGGGUGACCCACCUGUUGUUGGAAUUACCAAGUUGAAAGACGGCGUUACUCUGGAGUCCUUGAAGAGGCCACGGCGAGCGGCUCCACUUAACUCCAAACCAGCAACGACAUCAGAACCGGCUCCUCCUUCAUAA